Molecule: messenger RNA, 1441 nt
Organism: Culicoides brevitarsis
Lineage: Eukaryota; Metazoa; Arthropoda; Insecta; Diptera; Ceratopogonidae
Gene: DIP-kappa
Product: lachesin
Exons: 12
Coding region: 80-1441 (453 amino acids)
Cellular component (GO): neuron projection
Source: RefSeq, a predicted model, not a curated record
ACGAGCGUAAAAAUACUAAUAUUAAAAUAAUAAUAGUUAUCGUGUAUGUCAUAAUAAUAUAAUAUAAUCAUAAUAAAAUAUGCGGUGCAAUACAAUGGAGAUUAAACGUAAAUUUUGCUGGAUAUUCUUACCUACGCUACUUGGAUUAACAUUAGCUAAACACAAUAGUAAUAGUAAAACUACUUUAGAUAAUUCAUCAGAUGCAAAUUCUAAUAGUAAUGAAGCAAAUUUCCCCCGAUUUGCCGAACCAAUACCAAAUAUCACAGUAACGAUAGGUAGAGAUGCAUUAUUAGCUUGCGUUGUAGACAAUUUAAAAGGAUUUAGGGUUGCAUGGGUUCGUGUCGAUACACAAACAAUCCUCUCAAUUCAUCACAAAGUGAUAACACAAAAUAAUAGAAUAAGUUUAUCAUAUAACGAUCAUCGCAGUUGGUAUUUGCAUAUAAAGGAAGUUGAGGAGAGCGAUCGGGGAUGGUAUAUGUGUCAAAUAAAUACAGAUCCAAUGAGGUCACGCAAGGGAUAUCUUCAAGUGGUUGUUCCGCCGAUGAUAAUUGAAUCUCAAACGAGCAACGAUAUGGUUGUGCGAGAAGGAACGAAUGUCACGCUAACAUGCAAAGCAAAAGGUUAUCCUGAGCCGUAUGUGAUGUGGCGACGAGAAGAUGGCAAUGAAAUGCAAAUCGGAGGUGAAAAUGUGAACGUUGUCGAUGGCGAAAUCCUGUCAAUCACAAAAAUCAGUCGUUUACAUAUGGCAGCGUAUCUGUGUGUGGCUUCUAACGGAGUGCCGCCAUCAAUUAGUAAACGAGUGCAGUUGAAAGUGCAAUUUCCUCCAAUGUUAUCAAUCCCAAACCAACUUGAGGCGGCGUACAUUGGGCAGGAUGUCGUUCUCGAAUGUCACACUGAAGCAUAUCCCGCAUCCAUUAAUUAUUGGACCACAGAACGAGGUGACAUGAUUAUUUCAGAUACAUCACGUGCGGGUGACAAGUACGAAACAAUGUCCCAAAAUAACGGAUACAGCAAGUAUAUGAAGUUAAAAAUACGAAAAAUUGCAGCGCAAGACUUUGGAUCGUAUCGUUGCGUCGCGAAAAAUAGUCUUGGAGAGACUGAUGGUUACAUAAAAUUAGAUGAAAUUCCCGCACCAACGACAAUUUCAACGACAGAACCAUAUCCUAAAGACAGUUCAAAGUACAGAAAACCUUACGGAAUGAACGAUUUUGGCGUUGAACAGUUGAUACAUCAAGAUCAAACAUCUAACGGUCCGCCAUACCAUCGAAAUCCUCCCGGAGCAUACAAUUCUUCGUCGCAACCUGUAACUGCGAUGCUUUCUCUCAUUUUGAACAGUUUAAUUACCAUAAGUGUUUGUCACUCCCUUUUAUUCCUGCAAACAACGAAUUUCAUGUCGUCAUCAUCGAGGAUACGAGGAGCUUCAACAGGAAAUAGCAGAUGA